This is a messenger RNA of Trichogramma pretiosum, 1210 nucleotides long. RefSeq names its product serine/threonine-protein kinase 16. Gene Ontology annotation, molecular function: protein serine/threonine kinase activity; ATP binding. Bases 1 to 957 code for a protein of 318 amino acids. Gene Ontology annotation, cellular component: Golgi apparatus; cytoplasm. Lineage: Eukaryota; Metazoa; Arthropoda; Insecta; Hymenoptera; Trichogrammatidae. Gene Ontology annotation, biological process: protein phosphorylation. The transcript has 6 exons. The record is from RefSeq and is a predicted model, not a curated record.
AUGAACAGCUUAGGUUUAAGUUUAAUUUUUAAAAUGGGCUGUCUCUGUUCCAAAGAGACAAUUACUGUGAAUGGCAAAAAAUACAUCAUAUUAGAACAUCUGGGAGAAGGUGGUUUCAGCACAGUAUCUUUAAUUGAAGAUAAUCUUACACACAAAAAAUAUGCAGUGAAAAGAAUUGUUUGUCACAGUCCAGAUGAUCAAAGAUUAGCCUGUAUGGAAGUAGAGUACCAUUCCAUAGUAAAACAUCCUAAUGUUAUUGAACUGGUUGAUUCAGACUACCAAGGUGUAGCUGAUCCUGUAACUAAUUCUACUAGUGAAGUUUUAUUAGUCUUGCCUUAUUACCAUAAAGGAACUUUAGCACAAGAAUUGGAAAGACGAGCAAGAUUAAGAGAAUUCAUGAAGCCAGUUGAUAUUCUCAAUAUAUUCUUAUUGAUAUGUGAUGGAGUAAAAGCAUUUCAUGAAGCUAAACCAGAACCCCUUGCCCAUAGAGAUUUAAAGACUGCAAAUAUUGUUUUAGGUGAUAAUAUGACACCUGUAAUAAUGGAUUUAGGUUCAGUUGCACCUGCUAGAGUAAAAGUUUGUGGCACUCAAGCAGCUCAAUCACUACAAGAGUUGGCUGCAGAAAGAUGUUCAAUGCCUUACAGGGCUCCUGAACUUUUCCAAGUUGAAAGUUAUUGUAUGGUAGAUGAAAGAACAGACAUUUGGUCUCUGGGUUGCAUUCUCUAUGCAAUGUGUUACUUCAAAUCCCCAUUUGAUGCAGUAUAUGAAAGGGGUGACAGUGUAGCACUAGCUGUUAUUAGUGCAAACAUUACUUUUCCAGAAAACUCGCCAUUUAAUGAAGAUAUGCAAAAUUUGAUAAUGACCAUGCUGAAAGUAAAUCCAAUGGAACGUCCAUACAUUUACAGUGUUAUUGAGAAUACUCAUGAAGUAUUAUCUAAACUAGAGGGUAGAGUUUAAACUAUUAUUUUUUCCAGAUUGUUUUUAAGAUUUUACUUUUAUACUGUGUACAAGAUAGUGAUAACUAUCAAAUGAACUUCUGUAAUUUAUUGAUUACAAAAAAUGUUAUGAAAAAUGUUAUUAGACAGCAUAUAACUUAAAUGAAGGAUAUGCAGAAGACAUGCCAGUUGCAGUUAUAGAUGUUAUCAGAUUUUUUAUAAGAUAUUGUUAAAUUUUAAUUAUGAUGAGACAUUUAAAAAAUCGUGUACAUAUA